Molecule: messenger RNA, 14346 nt
Organism: Mercenaria mercenaria
Lineage: Eukaryota; Metazoa; Mollusca; Bivalvia; Venerida; Veneridae
Product: serine/threonine-protein kinase Nek4-like
Exons: 19
Coding region: 656-3064 (802 amino acids)
Biological process (GO): protein phosphorylation
Molecular function (GO): protein kinase activity; ATP binding
Source: RefSeq, a predicted model, not a curated record
GACAGGAAGUCUACCCAAACAAAUCCGGAAUUUUGUGUGGAAACAGAAUUUAAAACUUUGAAAAUUAUCAUCAUUUCAUUGAUUAUUGAAGAUAUGUUCAUAUUUAAUUUAUACAUAGUUAGAUCGUGUCUAGGAGUCAAAAUGAAGAAUGAUUUUGAACCAUUUGUUUAAGAACAAAGAAUCUAUUUUUAGCAAAAUCAUAAGGAUUAGAGUUUCGUCUCAAAGCCACAAUUUGACAUAUUCAGCGGUCAAAAAACCGUUGAAUACAGAAUACAAUUAACAGUUUAAAUAUACAAUAGAAUUUAGCAGCUGAGAAAGUCCACGAAGACUAUAAAUACAAAGACUAUAAAUAUGUAAUUGACCAACUCCUGUAUGUCACAAGUUCAGGGAAGUCCCCAAUGUGAAAGGACAAUGAAAUGAUUCAUACUCCUAGAAAUGUACAACAGGAGUUUGACCUUAACAUGAGUUGGAUAAGAUUCCUUACAUAAUGUUAUCCCUCAAACUCAAUAUACCCUUGGACGUUAAACUUUUCAGUUACACACAGUAUCUGUCUACUUCAAAUUGUGUUAUCUUUGUUUACAUGCUUCAUAAGAUGUCAUCACAAAAUUUUAUCUGAUAAUUUUCAUUUUGUGUCAAUAUUUAUAGACAUUUAAAUAUGGCUGCAUCUAUAGAUCAGUUUGAAUACAUCAGGAAUAUUGGAAAGGGUAGCUAUGGAGAAGUUACACUUGCCAGGCAUAAACGAGACAGAAAACAAUAUGUGUUGAAGAAGAUUAACUUGAAAAAAGCUUCAUCACGAGAGAGGAGAUCUGCAGAACAAGAAGCCAAAUUGUUAUCUAAGUUAAAACACCCAAAUAUAGUGUCUUACAAGGACUCCUUUGAGAAAGAAGGAUUUCUGUAUAUUGCUAUGCAGUAUUGUGAAGGUGGAGAUUUAUAUAAUAAGUUAAAAGAACAGAAAGGGACUUUAUUAGAGGAAAGACAAUUAGUAGAAUGGUUUGUUCAAAUAGCUAUGGCAUUACAGUAUAUGCAUGAGAGGAAUAUAUUACACAGAGAUCUGAAAACACAGAACAUUUUUCUAACAAAGAGCAAAAUAAUCAAAGUUGGAGAUCUUGGAAUUGCGAGAGUAUUGGAUAAUUCUUCUGACAUGGCGACCACAUUGAUUGGGACACCUUACUAUAUGAGCCCUGAGUUGUUUUCUAAUAAACCUUAUAACCAUAAGUCAGAUGUCUGGGCACUUGGUUGCUGUGUGUAUGAAAUGAUGACACUAAAACAUGCUUUCAAUGCAAAAGACAUGAACUCCUUGGUCUAUAAAAUAUUACGAGGAAAGAUGCCUCCGAUGCCACGACAGUACUCACAGGACCUCGUGUCACUGUUACGCAGUAUGUUACAUCAAGAUCCGGGUAAACGGCCAACAGUCAACAGAAUUCUCAGGGACCCAUACAUCAAGAAAAAUAUUGCAAUAUUUCUUGAAGAAACUAAACAAAGUCGCCGACCAGCAAGUGCAUCAAGACCUCAGGUGAGCCGUCCUGGCUCCGCCCACUCUGUCUCAUCCGUAUCAUCGUCUUCAUCCUCGGUACAAGUCUCUGCCCGAUCUCGUAGUUCAGCUUCAUCACAACAAGGCAUUGAUGUCCCCGACAGUUCAAGGUCAUCUCUAGACAGUGAAAGGUCGCAGCCUGAGAGUUCAAGGUCAGUUGUUAGUGUGUCAAGUGUAGAAGUUGGUGCAGGAGAACCAAGUGUUGAAAAACAAACAGUACAAAAUCAUAGGAGAAAGCCUGCGGACCUUCACCCGAUACACGAAGGUAAGAUGGUGGUAGACCUGAAGGAGGAAGAAGACGGCUCAGACCAGGACACAAUAAAACAGGGAACCAUCAAACAGAAUAGUAGCAAAGAUAGUAAAGAAAAUAAAGAAAUAAAACAGAAAGAGGAACCACCACAUCCCAAGUCUGAUAGACAGCGUACACCAAGGUCAGCAAGAUCAGCUAGAAGUCAGCUCCCAGUACCAUCAUCAUCUCCCCCACGAGGUCCUAACAGGCGGAAAAAGAAGUCUAUUCUCUCAAAACAUGUAAGUUCGUCUUCGGAGUCGGCAAAUUCCAGGUACAGAAACAACGUAGCAAAAAGCCCAUCCAGUGGUUCAAAGAAAUCUUCAGCAUUCAUUUUUGAAAACCCAAAGCCAGUAGACAAUCCUCGUCCUUUACCUCCCCCACCUAAGGUUGAAGGGGAGGGACUUCCACAGCGUAGAAAUAAUUACCAGGAUGUUAGUGGUGAUAUUCGGUCAACAGAAUCAAAAUCAUCAUCUUCCUCAGGCUCAAAAGAUGACAAUAUUUCACUGGGAGAUGAAACACCUAGAAGUUUGCCAAACAUGUCAGCACGAGAGAAGAGGAGACGUAAUAAUAAUGCACAGUCAUAUGAUAGACCUCAUUCUGCAAGGAUAAGACUUGAACGACCGGAGAGUGCAAAGUCCACUGUGAUUACAGAAAGAGAGAAGAAAAGAUAUGAACAGCAGGCUCCACCAGCACGUCAUAGACAACCUUCUAUAGUGGAUGAUGACAGUAGCUCAUCAGACGAAGAUACACUGAAAGCUGUGGACUCUCAAAGACAACGAAAUAAACAACAACACAGGGGUUUACACUUGCUACGCAAUGGUGACUCUGCCCCAAAGCACAGAAAGCAUAUCAAUAGGGAGAACAAGGAAGUGAACAAUUUGAUCUCGGUAUUAGACAAUACACUACAUAUAGAUAAAGACGAUGAUGAGGAGGAGCUACAAGAGGUCAAGGUCACUGAAGAAACUCCUAGAAUACCAAAGAGUUCAUCCAUGCCAAGUGUAGAUACAUUAUGUAAUGCUGACAGAUUGAUGGCUAGAAUAAAAGUUCUGCAUGAGGACUGUAUAAAAGGUGUGGGAUGGCCUAUAUUGAAACAGGCGUAUGAGAUACUGGGGAGAAUAGAGGAGGACGAGGUGGAGCCCAAGUUAGUGACUCUGAUGGGUAAAGACAAUUUUGACUUGUAUGCUGGGAAGAUUUGGCAGUUGAAGUUCUGUGAAGAUAUGGCACGUAUAGGGAUUCCGUCCUAGCCACUAAUUACAUUUUCCUGAUGGUUAAGCUUCAUAACAGACAGACGCGCGGACAAACACCAGGUUACUUGGAGUAUAUUAUAGUAGAGUGUCUGUAAAGAAUGUGACAGUGAUGUAAUAGAAUGUAAUAGUUUCAUCUUAGGAUUUGAGAGUUACUCAAGUGAUGAAAGUUAUUAAUCUUGUGAUCAUGAAAUCUAGUAGGAUAGAUAUAUUUAGAAUGGAGAAUUGAAUUGCUCAUGUGAACAAGCAGCCUUUGCAGUCGAGUCAUUAAUUUUUAAAGCCGGUGAUGAACUGCUUUAAUGCCCUGAUCAGAAAAAUGCUGAUGUAGAAAAAAGUAGAGUGUACAAAGGAGUGAUUUCUGUGCAUGUCAUGAAAAAUUAGAUAUAACUUGUAUAAGUAUAGACCUCUGUAAUGAAAUAGAUAUAAACUACAGUGGUUUGGAAGGGGAUAGAAAUGUCAAUAGAAAGCAUGAAACAGUUGUUUUAAAAGGCUGUUGGCUGCAUACAGUAAAUACAUGUGAAUAUCUGAUAACUGUUACAUUUAUUAGUUAAUCAAGAAGAUGUCAUUGAAAUGUUUUGUUUUCUUUUUUUUUUUUCAAGAAAAAAUGUUAUUUACCUACUUACUGUCAUCUAACUGAAGUUAAUUUGAUUUACUGUUGUAAGUCUUUGUACUGGUAUAUUAUUAUACAUGUGGCUAUGUUGGUAAUAAUGCAGGCAUGUUGUUGUAUGCAAAAUGUGUAACACACAUUUGUGAACAUGAUGGGCAUUUUUCUGUUAACUUGCUCUGUGUAAUCAUUCGUGGCAUUCAUUUUACAGUAUUUUAUUUUCACAUUUUUGGCUCACCUGUCAAAAAGUGACAAGGUGAGCUAUUGUGACCGCUUGAUGUCUGUCGUGCGUCGUCAGUCGUACGUCAAGAUUUUUUAAAAAAACUUCUUGAAAACCACUGGGCAGAAUUACACCAAACUUCACAGGAAUGAUCCUUGGGUUGCCCCCUUUCAAAAUUGUUCAAAGAAUUGAAUUCCAUGCAGAACUCUGGUUGCCAUGGCAACCGAAAGGAAAAACUUUAAAUAUCUUCUUGUCCAAAACCACAGGGCCUAGGGCUUUGAUAUCUGGUGUGUAGCAUCAUCUAGUGGUCCUCUACCAAGAUUGUUCAAAUUAUCCCCCUAGGGUCAAAUAUGGCCCCACCCCGGGGGUCACAUGGUUUAUAUAGACUUAUAUAGGGAAAACUUUGAAAAUCUUCUUGUACAAAACCACAUGGCCUAGGGCUUUGAUAUUUGGUAUGUAGCAUCAUCUAGUAGUCCUCCACCAAGAUUGUUCAAAUUAUCCCCCUAGGGACAAAUAUGGCCUUGCCCCGGGGGUCCCAAGUUUUACAUAGACUUAUAUAGGAAAAAAAGUUUAAAAAUCCUCUUGUCUGAAACCACAACACUUAGACCUUUGAUAUUUGGUGUGUAGCAUUGUCUUAUGGUCCUCAAUCAAAAUCGUUCAAAUGUACCCCGGUGAAAAGGGCGCCCUGGGGGUCCCAAGUUUUAUAUAGACUUAUAUAGGAAAAAGCUUUAAAAAUCUUCUUGUCUGAAACCAUACGACCUAGGCUUUUGAUAUUUGGUAUAAUGCAUUGUCUAGUAGUCCUCUACCAAAAUUGUUCAAAUUAUGCCCCAGGGGUUAAAAGAGGCCCCGCCCUGGGGUCACUUAGUUAUUAUGUGAGUUAUAUAGGAAAAAUACUUAAAAAAUCAUCUGAUCCUAUUUCCAAGACUGUUUAAUUAUAAUUACCUGAUGACACCAAGCAGGGCUUCGGAAAUUUGCCGGUUUGUCGGUUUUGGACCGAUUUUUGACUUUUCAGACCGAUUCGUGAAGUGAAAAAAAACGAAAAAAAUCGGUCCUGUAAAAAUGGAGAAAAGUUAAAUUUCAGUCUGAUAUCUCAAUACACGAUCACCUGCCAAGCAGGAAAUAGUUGGUAGCACCCUCAGAUAAUCAAUAAACAUGUCAAACGGUCUGAUUGUCACCUUGAUAAUCGGUCCGUAAUUAGCAGUGCUCGUGCGGUACAUCCAUUUAUGUUUACAGAUAGCCGACUGCAAUGUAUUUAACAAUUUUGACUGGUUUCCAAAUGUUUCUGACUGGAUCCAAAUGCUUUAUACAGGGUUCCACUUCUUUUAUUUACAAUCCGACGGAUGGUUUAUUUCAAAACGCUAUGAUUAAUAACGGGUAAAAAACAAACGGUCACUGCAUUUAAUGAGACAUCACACGGGAAACCGAUAUAAAUAGUUUUUUUUAUAAUUACUUGAUUUGUAAAAAUUACAUGAUUCAUUAGUUGGGCCUCCAGUUGAAACAAGUACAGAAAAUCGUCUUUGCAACCCGACUGUACAAAAAAAAAAGAGAAAAAAAUGGACUGGCAAACACGAAUGAUAAAGAAAACCAGAGUGACACUGUUUAUCAAAUCGGUCUUUUAAAAAACGUUUCAAAAUGAAAUUUUGUUUACAUCAGAAGAGAACAUACAACUUUAUAAAAUGUAGUUGUAGUUGGAAGUACAACGCCAGUGAAGUGAAAUAUCCGUGGCCAACCUGCGUGACCUUUUGGUACUAUGCAUGCGGGAAAUUCAGUGUCAGCUUUCACAUAAUGUACACAUUUGGUCUGCGACAGAGUAUUCUUAAAAUACUGAGGAUGUUUGGCAGAGAAUAUGUAGGUUUGACACAUUGUAUUUUAUAAAAUUCCGUCAAAGAAAGAGGAAACAUCACAAAGUAUCAAUCUGCCGUGAAUACGGUACCGAAGUCACGUGCAUUGGCUUUUAGACUAGUUAAGUACACGGUUUCAAUGCCUCGGCAAUUUUAUCCCUGCAAGUAUUUUCUCGGAAAAACAUCGAAAUUUAAAAAAAGUAACAAUCACAUAUAACACUGAAUAACUGUCUUCAUUGUAUGGUAACUCGCGGUGACCGGUAAAUCAUUCUUAAUGCAUGACAUGCUUAUUUCUUUACUCUAUCACGUUUUACCAAUAUGGUAUAUUGGUAAUGUGGUGGGUGGGGUAGCGCCGAUGUCAUGAUUUUCGUUUCGGACCGAUUGAGUUCUCAAAAUUUCCGGAGCCCUGACCCCAAGUAAUAUGAUGCCACUUGACUGUGACCUUGACCUACUGACAUACUUUCUUGUUUUUUAAGAUACAGCCUUGAAAUUUUGAUGACUUACACAGUUUUGCACACAAAUCGUAAAACUGAAUUUCAUUGACCAUGAAUGUGACCUACUGACUUUCUUAAUAUAUUAUCAUCAUUUUGACAUUUGAAACAUGUAGUUCAUAUUACUCAGGUGAGCGAUCCAGGGUCAUCAUGACCCUCUUGUUAUCUUUUAACAUUUUUCAGUUUUUCUGUUUUUUGAUUGUUAAAGCAUGAUGACGUCACAGUCACUAUAUGUAAUAAAUGCUUUUAUCCUCAGGUUGUUUCAUUUAACCAGAAUUUAUCAGUCAGAGUUAGUGUUAGUUAAUUUGUCUUUUUUUUUCGUAUAGAAAGUAGUUGUGAUUGAUACACGGCUGUAUGAAGCUUAAUCAUCAAGAAAGUGAUUUUUGUUUUGCUGAAUGCAAGGCUUUUUUGCUUAGUGUGGAAAUGGAGUUAUUUCUCUGUAAUAAAUUAGAUAUAAACCAUAAUAAGCACUAAGGUUUUAUCUAUGUAUUAAUUAGCCUUCUCUGGAGUGAACAGUACUUGUAAACAUACAUUUUAAUCUUGAUAACUUGUCAGUGUCAUUGACCUAAUGUUAAAAUUUUCAAAUUCUUUUUAUUGAUCUUUAUUGUAGUUAUCUUAAAUAGAUUUGAGCCAAGCCAUGAGAAAACCAACAUAGUGGCUUUGCAACCAGCCUGGAUCCAGACCAGCCUGUGCAUCCGUGCAGUCUGGUCAGGAUCCAUGUUGUUCGCUUUCAAAGCUUAUUGCAAUUAGAGAAACCGUUAGUGAACAGCAUGGAUCUUGACCAGACUGCGUGGAUGCAAAGCCACUAUGUUGGUUUUUCCAUGGUGUGGCUCAUUUGAUAUUUUUGUAAAAGCAACAAAACAAGCAGUGUUGAUAAAAGUUGUGCUUUCAGUUCUUUCUAUAUUAUCAUAGUUGUGUUUGAACCUGUUAACUAAAAAUGGCUAAAACAGGAAGUUGUAUGAACAGCUAGAUGAGACGUAUUUAGUCCGCUCCAGUAUUGACAAGAGAGAUAAAUCAUGUACUUAUUGAAACUAUUAUGAAAUUGACAAGUGAUGUGACUACAUUUCUUACAAUGUUAUAGAAGCAGUACCAGUUUAAAUACCUCUGAAUUGUCUCAGAUUAAUACUAAAGUAGUUAGAAAUUUAAGACGUGUUACUAGAUGAUAAAUAUAGAUGUUGUUUUCAGGACAUUAUUGUAAUGUUAGAGGGUAAUGUCUUUUGAAAUUAAAUGUGAUAUAAUUUUUGUAUUAUAAGUAUGUAGAUGGAGCAGUCGUGCAUUUUGCAUUUUGUUUUAUCUGUGCGAUAUGCAUCAUUGUCGGAUUUUAACUUGUUUGUGUUAAAAGUUUGUUAACUUUUUGGAAAAGUUUUGAUUUCCAGUACUACAAAAUUUAAAGAAAUUCAAAGUUUGCUUCAGAAUAUUUUCAUGAAAUCAUGAAUGAAUUGAACACUGUGAUAUGUAUAAGCAUUCCGUCACAAUCUGUGGCUAAACCAUUUAUUGAUAGUUUCUACAAACUGUACAGUGCAGGUACUACUUUCAUUUAAUAGAACUUUGUAAUGUAAAAAUAACUUGAGUUAUCUAUAUACGUAGGAUACACAGGAUUCAGGUUAGUAAUUAGAAUUGAAUAAUUGUAGAAAUAGUUAGAGCAAAGAUAAAAUUUUGAUUCUCUACAUUUAGAUUAGUAAAGACAUUGGCUACUUAUGUUGUUUACAAGUCACCUUUAACUGGAAAAUUCAGUAAUUAUAUAAGUUAACAUUAAUUGUCGGGAUCACUAUAUUAGCGAAUUCUGACAAAUCUGACCUUCCUUCAUCGUUUUUAUACCAUUUUAAAUAUUCAAAGAUUUUUUACUAAUUUAUGUGAAAUGUUGUUAACCAGACUGUUAUCAGGUGGUCAGAUUGUUUGAAAUUUGAUAUCUGAUCAUUUACAAUUAUGUAUGUUACUGAAUGCUAAAUACGAGUUAGAUUUACACUUGUUUUGAUUUUUCUUCCCUGGUUGCCCAACAAAAUGUUUGAAUUAUCUGAAUAUAAGAGCAAUUGUACAUUAUUUAUCACAUGAUUCCAUUGACAAUUAUAGAUGUAGUCAAAAUUCAUUAUAAAUGCAAGUUGUUUCAGAUUUUAUUUACCUCUCUUUUUAUGUUCUUGGUUAUACAAUCAAAAUAGAUGGCAAAUACAACAUUUAAAUAAAGUUGGAAGCUAUAUACACUUUUAGUACUUGCACUUCAGUUAAGAUGGUUGAAUAGACCUAAAUAGAAAUGUAAAACUAGAAAUUAUAUUGAAAUCAAAUUUAAAGAAAUGCACAGCUCUUUAAAUACUUUUUUCAUAUUAAAGGUGAGUAAUUACUAAAUUCCUUUAAAAAAGAAACUCAGAGCACUGCAGACCUAGGGUAACUAGUGUAUGUUGCUCAUUCCCUUGUGACUUUGAGCUGUCAUUGUUUUACUGUAUAUAUUAGUGAAUAAGGUUAAGAAAUGAUAUAUCCCAAGCAGUGAUUUGUUGUUGAAUAAAAUCAUUAUUAUGUGCAAGGGUGUUACAUCACCAGGAUGCAACCUGAGUGAUCAAACGAUACACAUCUGAAUGACAAUAACUUUGUUCAAGAGCAAAUCACUGUUUGAGAUAUACAUUGUAUCAUUUUGAUUCUGACGUGUAAUCAAGAACUAAUAUGUACAUCCUUGACAUUCACCAAAUAUUUGACUGUUUUGUGUUGGUUUCUGUUCCAGCACACCACUUUGAUGUUUGAGGCUAUGACAAAGUAGUUGUGGAGUAAAAUAAGUGAAUUGUUGAAAAUAACACAUUAUUUUCAGUUGUCUUUGUUCAUUAGGAAAACAAAUCGGGAUGUGUUGAAAUUUGAUAUAACUGUGAAAAUUGUAAGGGCAGUUUAACAGUUGUUUUCUAGCUAUUGUGAUAUAUAGCAGUGUUGUCACUGUUAUAGACAAGAGUUGUAGGAUACACAAUUCAAGUGCACUUUGUAUAUAGUAGACACUUUUUUACUGAUCAUACAUACAUGAGGGUGAUAUAUUCUCAAAAUUUGGAUAUACAUGUACUUCGCUUGCUAGUUACUCGUAUCUGUAAAUGUCUACAUGAAUGCAGUAUUUCGUUUUCUUCUUGUAACAUAUACAUGACUUGAAGAAUAUGUAGGCAGUGUUUGUAAGAAAAUAAAAAAUUUCUCAUGUAUUAAAUUAGAAUUCCAUUGUAUGGUUUCAUAGGAACAGAGAAUCUGUAUUUCAGUUGUGUAGAUUCUAUCGCUCACCCUUCUAGGAUUAUUUUGUUGUUUUCUACUGAAACAUGUUUGUCCGUCCAUUUCAUCCUGCACUAUUUAUUCCCCCCCCCCCUUUUUUACUGCCAUGAACAUAUGUUUUGUUUUCUGUUGUUGCUGUUUUUGGUUGUGGAAUGCGAUUUAUGUCACUGUCCAGUAUAACUUUUCUAUUUAUUUAAAAUGACUAGUUUGAUAUUUACUCUCUUGAUGUGUUCAUUUUAGAACAAACUAUUAACAGCUUUUAGUUAAUUUGUGCCACGCCAUGAGAAAACCAACAUAGUGGGUAUGCGACCAGCAUGGAUCCAGACCAGCCUGCGCAUUCGCGCAGUCUGGUCAGGCUCCAUGCUGUUCGCUUUUAAAGCCUAUUGGAAUCGGAGAAACUAUUAGCGAACAGCAUGGAUCCUGACCAGACUACGCGGAUGCGCAGGCUGGUCUGGAUCCAUGCUGGUCGCAUACCCACUAUGUUGGUUUUCCCAUGGCACGGCUCAUUUAUAGAUUAUAACUCUGCCCUAGUAGCGUGUGACAGUUGUGAUACCGGUACAUCUUAUCUUUAUGUCUGUCUAUAGUAGAAAAAUGAGUAAAUAGGUGGUUAAUCAGAUUUUGGUCAUGUGAUGGAUUUGUUCGAAAAUUUAACAUCUUAUCAUUUAAACUUACUUGUGUUCUUUUUGUGUUUAAUACAAGUUAGAUUUUCAGAGGAGGUAUUUCUAAAAUCCUGUCCAGCCAAGAUGAUAUUAUUUUACCAGAAGUACAAAUGUGAUAAACGUACUUUACCUUUCGAAAGUUAUAAAUAUUAGAACUUAUAUAUAUUUGUUAAAGAUUUGCAUUAACAUUUCUAUAUUUAAAUGGAAUUCACUAGAAAUUCAAGUUUGAAAAAAUAUUUUUAUUAUCUCCCUUUGCCUGUCUUGGGUGUAUAACCAAAAUAAAUUAUUAAACUUUUGUCUUUGGGUACAGAUUGUUUGUUUUGGGUUUAACGCCGUUUUUCAACCAUAUUUCAGUCAUGUAACGGCAGACAGUUAACCUGACCAGUGUUCCUGGAUUCUGUACCAGUACAAACCUGUUCUUCGUAAGUAACUGCCAACUUCCCCAUGUGAAUUAUCAGAGGUGGAGGACGAAUGAUUUCAGACACAAUGUCUUUUAUCAAAUUGUCACGGAGAACAUCUUUUAUCAAAUCGUCAUGGAGAACAUCCCAAUACGAGUUUCAAAUAUUAAACUAGAUUCUAUAGGGACAGAAAAAGAAAUACUCCACUUGUUAAACCCUUUCAUAGUAAUUGGGGGUAAUUACAGUAUUUUAGAAAAACAAGAGCUGUCUCCAUAGGAUGACACAUGCCCCCGAUGGCACUUUGAAUGAAUAGCUAUGGCCGAUGUUAGAGUUUAGGACCUUUGACCUACGGACCUGGGUCUUGCUCGCGACACGUCGUCUUACUGUGGUACACAUUCAUGCCCAGUAAUUUUAAAAUCUAUGCAUGAAUGACAAAGAUAUGGACCGCCCAUCAAUGCACUAUCAUGAAAUAUGACCUUUAACGUCUAAGUGUGACCUUGACCUUUGAGCUACGGACCUGGGUCUUGCGCGUAACAUGUCGUCUUACUGUGGUACACAUUCAUGCCAAGUUAUUUGAAAAUCCAUCCAUGGAUGACAAAGAUAUGGACCGGACACGAAUGCACUAUCAUGAAAAAUGACCUUUAACGUCUAAAUGUGACCUUGACCUUUGAGCUACGGACCUGGGUCUUGCGCGCAACAUGUCGUCUUACUGUGGUACACAUUCAUGCCAAGUUAUUUGAAAAUCCAUCCAUGGAUGACAAAGAUAUGGACCGGACACAAAUGCACCAUCAUGAAAAAUGACCUUUAACGUCUAAGUGUGACCUUGACCUUUGAGCUACGGACCUGGGUCUUGCUGACAAGUCGUCUUACUGUGGUACACAUUCAUGCCAAGUUAUUUGAAAAUCCAUCCAUCGAUGACAAAGAUAUGGACCGGACAUGAAAAUUGCGGACAGACUGACAGACCGACAGACUGACAGACGGUUCAAAAACUAUAUGCCUCCCUUCGGGGGCAUAAAAAUGGUAAAACAUACAGUUUGAUGGGUCUUUUGUCUGUUUUAAUAAAUCCCUAAUUGAAUAUACAAAAAGUGACUAGUGUCAUAAAAUGUUGCUUAAAUGUGAUUGACCACCUUUAAAGCAUUUAAAUAUUUUAAUGUGGCAUAUUACAUAAUUUUAGAUAUAGAGACUUACUAUGGAGUAUAUCAGAAUUUCUUGAGAAAUAUACACAUUGUGUUCUGUACUGACUGAAUAUGAAUUGUUACAUUAUAUUCAGUGUAGGUUACCAACUUAGCAGUAUAUUUAAGUAAACUGUUUCAAAACAAUCAAAUAGCAUAUUUUGUGUUUUAGCUCACCUAAGCCAAAGGUGUCCGCCGUGGGUCAUGCGUCAGUCAACAAUUUUUGAAAAAUAUCUUCUUCAAAACCAAGAGGCAGAUUUCCACCAAACUUCACAGGAAUGAUCCUCGGGUGGCCCCCUUUCAAAAUUAUUCAAAGAAUUAAAUUCCAAACAGAACUCUGGUUGCCAUGGCAACCGAAGGAAAAACUUAAAAAAUCUGUCCAAAAUUGCAAGGUGUAGAACCUCAAUAUUUGGCAUGUGACAUCAUCUAAUGGUCCUCUAUGAAGAUUGUUCAGAUUAUUCAAAUUAUGCCACUGGAGUGAAAAGAGAUUCCCCACCUCCCCGCCAGAGUCCCGAGUUUUACUUUAAAAAUCUUCUUGUCUGAAACACAAGACCUAGGCAUGUCCCAAAUUUUACAUAUACUUAUAUAGGAAAGAACUUUAAAAAUCUUCUUGUCUGAAACUGCAGGGCCUAGGCUUAUGGUAUUUGGUAUGUUGCAUUGCCUAGUGGUCCUCUACCAAGAUUAUUCAAAUUAUGCCCCUGUGGUGAAAGAAGGCCCUACCUAGGGGGUCCCAAGUUUUACAUAGACUUACAUAGGGAAAAAAAUCUUCUUGCCUGAAACUGCAAGGCCUAGACUUUUGAUAUUUGGUUGGUUGUAUAGCCCAGUGGUCCUCUACCAAAAUUGUUCAAAUUAUGCCCCUGGGCUGAAAAGAGGCCCUGCCCUGGGGAUCCCAAGUUUUACAUAAACAUAUAUAGGAAAAGAAUCUUCUUGUCUGAAAGUUAAGGCCUAGGCCUUUGAUAUUUGGCAUGUAGCAUUGCCUAGUGGUUUUCUAACAAUAUUGUUCAAAUUAUGCACCCAAGGUGAAAAGAGGCCCCGCCCCAGGGAUCACUUGUAUAUUAGAUUCAUAGGAAAAAAUACUUAAAAUAUUAUCUGAUCAUAUUUCCUAGACUGUUUAAUUAUAAUUACCUUGUGACCCCAAGUAAUUAGGGGUCACUUGACUGUAACCUUGACCUUCUUGUUUUUUAAGAUACAGCCUUGAAAUUUGGUUGACAUGUACAGUUUUGCACACCGAUCUUAAAACUGACUUUCAGUGACCAUGAGUGUGACCUACUGACCUACUUUCUUGUAUUUUAAGAUACAGCCUUGAAAUUUGGAUGACAUAUACAGUUUUGCACACCGAUCUUAACACUGACUUUCAGUGACCAUGAAUGUGACCUACUGACCUUCUUUCUUAAUAUUUAAGCAUUAGUUGGACAUUUGAAACAUGUAGCUCAUAUUACUCAGGUGAGCGAUCCAGGGUUAUUAUGACCCUCUUGUACUGAAUUUGUUUCAUAUCAAGGACAUUAAGCUGCAAAUUAUGGUAUUUAAACAUGCUCUGAAUGACAAAAUUUCAGAUAAUGCUCACGUUAUUUGUACAGCUUAGUUAUUAAUGGAUUUAGGAAAUAAAUUAUGUAUUGUAUCAUAGCUCGGUGUUUUUUCUUAACAAAUUUAGUAAGGUAAAUCAUAUACACUGAGUGCAUGGUGCGGUAACUAAAAGUGUGCAGGUAUUAAAUACCCGCACGCUAGUUACCGCACUGUUGGAUAGGAAAGUAUGCCAGGAACAUGUAUUUUAUUGAUUUUCUGCUCUCCCAUUGGUUUAAUUUACCUGGGCUUUACACAUUUGUAAAGCAAGGAUUUGAAGUACUCACUGAACUGCUGUAUUUGGCAAUGUGAAACACCUACUGAACUACCAUAUAUGGAUGGCUAUGAUACAAAACAGAAAGAACAUUAAAGCUCACAGGUAAACGAUUUAUACUCGAGGUGGGGGUGGGGGUGUGGAGCUAUGCCCCCUCGUACAAAUCGUUUACCCUCGAGUUUCAAUGCUCUUUCUAUUACUGAUACAGGUUCUUAUUGCUUGUUAUAAUACAUGUUUGAUCAGUUAAGAGUUGAGAAGUUGGUGUAUAUGUAAUAGAAAGAGCAUUGAAACUUGAGGGUAAACGAUUUGUACGAGGGGGCAUAGCCCCCGAGUAUAAAUCGUUUACCCGAGAGUUUUAAUGUUCUUUCUGUUUUGUAUCAUAGCCAUCCAUAUAUGGUAGUUCAGUAGGCGUUCCACAUUGCCAUAUACAGCAGUUCAGUGAGUACUUAAAAUCCUUGCUUUACAAAUGUGUAAAGCUCAGGUAAAACAAACCAAUGCGAGUGCAGAAAAUCAAUAAAAUGCACGUCGCUGUCUGCUGUUAGAGACACGCCCAUACAUGCUCGCAUACUUUCCUAUCCAACAGUGCGGUAACUAGCGUGCGGGUAUUUAAUACCUGCACACUUUUAGUUACCGCACCCUGCACUCAGUGUUUACGAUUUACCUGCACAAAAUUUGUUAAGAAAAAACACCGAGCUAUGAUACAAGUGUUGUUACCUAUGUUCUGUCUGGAGAAGUGUGUUUAUGUUUGAUCUGUACGUGUGAUUUGCAUUGUUUAUUGAUUAUUAUGUACAUGUGUUAGAUGUCUACCAGUCACAUUAAAUUAUUUCUACUGUCA